CACGGUCUGUAUCGUGCGGUUUUCUCCAUUUAUUACAAACCGCGUAAAGCUGUGAGAUAUUGGAUGCAGUCCGGCGUACGGGAGGUUACCGGAGCUAAGCCGGGCCUAGCUCACGUUAGCUGCGGCUAGGCUAAGCUAACCGCCGUUAGCAACCCUGACCUGUCAAAAUGCUGGUUUAAAAAAGUCAGCCGGUUGCCUGGAAAGAUAUUAUCCACUGAACCUAAAAACUUGAUACUAUAAAUACUCAACAAUAUAAAAAUAAAUUGGAAAAAAGCCAAAACGUAAAUUGUCAGUUAACCUAUGUUCUCCAACGUUAAUGAAAAUCGGGCACAUCAGUAGCUCCUGACAACGGUCUGACUGACGCUCAGGUUGUUAUGGAGCAGCCACCUGGGAGCGUAGAUGAUCUGCAGCCGCAAGACCUCUCCGCCUCCAGCAUCCCCAACGUGAUCGACCUGACCAGGAAAGGCGAGGAAUGUGUCCUCAACCCCACGUCCCUCGAUGCCCUGCGGAUGGUCAAGAGCCCCGGCUGGUACCCAAACUCUGAGACUGGCAACCCCGGAUUACCCUUCUCGGAGACGGGCUCCUCGGACAUCACACUCCAAUCAGGGGAUCAAAUUCAACCAGACAAUGCCUUCUCCCGCACUACAGUCACCCUCUCCUACGUGAGCAGGUCUCGCGUCUUCCCCACUCCCCGAGACCCCCUGUCUCGGCACUCUUCUCUGUGCGGCGUGCCGCCCAUUAGCAAGUUUUCCCUCCACCCUCCUUGUGACUCAGAUGAAGGGCUAGGGGAGACCGGCUAUGUGCUCAACCAGCAUUACUCGGAGCAGGUUGACGGGCCUGUGGACCUCGCCACUCAGACAGAACUUUUUCAGUCUCAGGCUCAGGUGGGACCAGAGGGCGAUGGGGGAGUGUGUCUAACACAGGAGCCCCAUGAAGUCAAUGGUGGAGUCAUUUCCAGAGGUGGGGACGUGGAUGAGUUUGUGCAAAGCCAAGGGGAACAUGGACUUUCUCGGGAAAACAGUAAGGGCUUGGAGAACGGUCAGGGCGACAGCUGGUCGAGUUCAGGAGUGUGUGCCGAAUCCUCCCCGGAAACACUCACCCCUGCCACAGGGGAGGACGAGGAGACGGGGGACCCUGAGGUGCUCUUUGUCAUGUCCAAGAAAGCGGACCCAGUGGUUGUCCCAGACAGCGUGGGUUCUAGAGACCUGAGUUCACUGAGCCGGGAGUACGUGAGUCCUCUGGAGGACCCCGUCUCCCCCUCCGCUACCUCACAGGACGACGUGGAGGAUGUGUUCGUCCUGCCUCAGGCCUCCAGCUCACCCAGCGGCGACAACUCUUAUCUAGAGACAACUGAUGAGGUUGCGUGGGACGGCGUGAGCACAGAGGGGGCCAUUCAGCCGGCCUCUGGCACCAGCGACAGCACCACGAGGUUAGAUUCAAGGCAUGAAAAUAAGCAGCCUGUCCGGACACGGAAGGCGGCGUUGGAACCUUUGAUUGACUUAACAGAUGACGUUUGUGCGUUGGAUGUUUCGGAAAACAAACCCAAGACUGUCGUUCCUCACAUGAACGGGAAUGCCAAGGCACUACAGAGAACUUUAAAAGAAAAGAAACUGCCAGCGCGUUUGGGCAGAGGGACGCGGUUAGAGGCCAUAGUUAUGAACAUAAAUUCAAGCAGGUAUAAAGUGUCAGGAUGCAUACGCACCAAUAAGAAGGCUUCCCAGUCGACAGCUAGUGAUUCUAAGUUAGUGGGUGCUAAAAGGAAUGACACCCUGUCGUCGGGGAAAAGGACAAACAGAGCGAAAGCAGUGAAACAAAAAGCAAUUCCAGUGAGGAGGGGUAAAACGAAUAACACUGACAGCUGCAAAGACUCUACCUCUGAUUCUGAAAUCAAUAAAAAGUCACAUAGCAGCACACCUCCAGGAAGCCCGCAGUUUGUCGGGCUUAAAAAGUCGAAGAAGGAGCCAGAGCAGCUUUCUCGCCCUGACUCCUCGGUGGAAGUUCAUGUAGAGAGAUUUUCCCCACCACCGCCAACACCACCACCUUCGAAAUCUCCGAAGGAAAGCCGAGGCAAAUCCAAAAGUAAGGCUACAGGUAGCAAAACAUCUCCCACUGCCAAGACAAAGAGGGCUCGCACUCCCAAGAGCAGGCGAAAGAAACGCAAGCAGAGCCAGUCUUCUUCCAUGUUCUCCCCCAAGGAGCCGGAGAUCAAACUGAGGUACGUCAACUACAAGGAGGAGAAAAGGGACCUGAGGUUGGACAGUUUCUCCCCGUUCAUCCGCGUAGAGCGCCAGCAGUCUUCGCCAUCACUGUGUACUGUAAUCAACUACCCCGAGGAGGAGAGGACGCAACACAAGAAGGGCCAGCAGCAGCAGACUCACCCGGGUGGCUUUAUUUCUGCGGUCGUACCCAGCACUUCCUGUCUGCAGCUGGGCCGGGUGUCCAUGCACAGCCAACACCAGCGCUCUCUGGUCUGCUGCCUGUGUGGGCUGUCAGCCAAUGCCAUGGACCUGGGGGACCUCCACGGCCCCUAUUACCCUGAAGGAUACCAGCCAAGCACCAAAACACCAGCCAGCUCGUCGGGCCUCAAAGCGGACGGAGAGGACUUUAGCGACUCGGACUCUUCGGCCUGUAGUGUCAGAGGCAGGGGAGGGAAACGUGCCAUCAUGCCACGGCCUCCCAGGCCAGGAGGCCGGCUCAAUGAGAAGGGCCUUCCCGAGUGCCAGAGGUGGUCCGGUGACGGCACCAGCAGCCCCGCAGCUAAACGUGCUCGGUCAGGUGUUGGCUCCGCCGACGUGGAGGACUGGUACAGCCCCCCUGUGCUGCCUCUGGAGCUCUGCGAAUACUGGCUCCACGAAGACUGCGGCAUCUGGUCUGCAGGCGUGUUCCUCGUGAAGGGCAAAGUGUAUGGACUGGAGGAGGCCGUGAAGGUGGCCCAGGAGACGAUGUGUUCGGCGUGCCGUGACCCAGGCGCUACCCUGGGCUGCUUCUUCAAAGGGUGUCCCAACAAGUACCACUACAGGUGUGCUCUGGAGUCAGCAGACUGUGUACUCAUUGAAGAAAACUUCUCCAUGAAAUGUAAAAAGCACAAGAACAAGACAUUCAAAGCCCCUCCAGGGACCCGAUGGGACGACAGGUGACGAAGUUAGCAGACACCUUGUGAGAAAUUCACCUGCAACAUCCUGCAGGGGCUCUACUAUCCCCUUUUUGCUAGUAACCAUGGCAACUGCAGACCGGGGGUUCUUCUGACUGACAGCUAGCACCCGUAAACCUUAACUUCACCCUCUGCUCUUCAACUGCACUGUUAACCCCUCCUCGACACUGACGUGACCGGAGGAGCCCGGUCACCGUAAACCCCCCCUGCCCAGGUCGUCAUCAGACAGUGAGACCUGCAGGCCGGGGAGGAGAUCAGCUUCUCAUUAAGUAACAUGCUGAGUUUGUGUUAUCACUUUGUAGUUAUUUAUAUGAAUUUUUUUCCUGGAUGAAAUAAUAACAAUCAAAGAUAUUUAAUUUUUCUUUUUUUUUAAGAUUUUGUAAGUAUUUGAUUAUAUUUGGUUUAUUUAUUCCUGGAGUUUUCUUAACGGUUUCUUUAGCAGAUGUCAAAGAUGUUCGAUUGUGUUUUUCUUUUUUUUAAGUUAUUCUAAAGCAGUUCAGUGUUUGAAAUAUCAAACCAGUCAGUGAGACGCUGGUUUUUAUUAAAAUAUGGGACAGAGGAAAGGGCUGGACGGUCGAGAUAUGACACUCGCGGAACAAGGUACCUUUUUUUUUUUUUUCCUCGGAUCAGAACACAUGGCGUUAACCUUUUAGUUUGACAGCGAGCGGUGCAAAAGUCUGAAGUUCCACCCAGGUGACACUGACUGAAUGUUGAGCUAAGUUGAAGGGCACUGAACAGCGUGUGUUUGAAUGUAUUCUCCCCUCCAUGUGUGUGUGAGGGAGUUUUUGCAGGAAGCACUUUGGAGAGGCUCUGAACACGCGUGCUCCGGCUGCAGUAUUACCUUCUUCAGCGUCCUCCUCCUUUUCCUCCUCCUCCUCUUCCUCUUCCUCCUCCUUCCUCCCCCCUCUAUUUUGUCAUUUGCUUCAGGCUUCACUCGUGUGGUUCUCUGAGGUUCACAUGUCAUCUGUGCGACACAGCUAACAUCAGGAUGAGACCAUGUGAUUUUUUUUUUUUUUUUUUUUUUUUGGCUUAAAGCACUUUGACCUUUUUAAACGUGCCCAUGUUGUGUUUGUCUGUGUGGCCCUUGAAUCAGCUGGUAUCUUAACUGAAUCUGAUUUGUUGAGAACCUGUUGGGGUGGUGGGUGGGGGGUUCCUUUCAAUGCAAGUCAUCUGUUUACUUGGACCUCUCAUCGUUUGGAGCUCCAAUCGUUUCUUUCCAUUCAGUUCCGUCCUCUGGACUUAGAGGACCACUCGAUUUCACCAGUGUCACUAAAGUUUGAGGAGGAUGUGUGUUUUCUAUGCUGACAUCUUUGGUUUACAUCCAUCUUAAUUACAACAGGCCAGGCUAGUAUUAAGACUCCUGACAUUUUUUUUCUCUUAACUUUGUGGGCCUAAAUUGGUGAAUCUCCACCAGAACCUUCUCUGAAGGGGAAAAAAAGCCUUAUCUGACACACAAGAGGUAAACCCAGUUCUUCAUAUUCUCACUAGCUUUUGGUGCAAUGACAAAUCAGUGAUGUACAUCACCUUCCUUUGGACAUCCUGAUGACUGAAGGCAGCUCGCGUGCACUUUCCUGCUGCUGCACACUUUUGUUACUGAUUAAAACCCGGGCCGAUUCCUAACCAACCCUCCGACCACGCAGGUAUGCACUGACUCUCUGGGACUCGUGUGAAACAGUGUAGUGAGAUUAGCUCCCAGCAUAUUAGUAUCUGUUCAAUCAGGUGACGAGGUCAGGGGCUUCAGCCUGUUUGUUU
Larimichthys crocea (large yellow croaker) is the source of this 4903-nucleotide messenger RNA. Its product is annotated as transcription factor 20. Gene Ontology annotation, cellular component: nucleus. The record is from RefSeq and is a predicted model, not a curated record. NCBI's taxonomy places the organism in Eukaryota, Metazoa, Chordata, Actinopteri, Sciaenidae. The coding region runs from base 375 to 3137 and encodes 920 amino acids. The transcript has 6 exons. Gene Ontology annotation, biological process: regulation of transcription by RNA polymerase II.